AUGAAGAACGUGGAAAAGUACGAAAUUCGAAGGAUUGUCUCCGAGCAUUCUUGUUCGGUUGACGACAGAGCAGGAUACGAAGAACAAGCAACACAUACUGUCAUUGGACAAAUGCUUAAGUCAAGGUUUACAGGGAAUGGGUGUGGGCCACGACCAAACGAGAUCAUGCAAGUCAUGCUAGGCGAUUACAAUAUUCGGAUUUCUUAUUGGAAAGCUUGGCGAUCAAGGGAAGUAGCGCUACAAUACGCAAAAGGGGCAAAUGCUACAUCAUAUCAAUUGCUUCCCGAUUACUUACAAAGACUCGUUGUUGCCAAUCCUGGAACAGUGGCUGAAAUGCAUACAGUUUAUGAAGCUGGAGUUGGUCAUCGAUUCAAAUACAUGUUCCUUGCACUUGGAGCAUGUAUAAACGGUUUGAAGUAUAUGCGUAAUGUCAUCAUCAUAGAUGGAGCACAUUUAAGAGGAAAAUAUGCUGGAUGCUUAUUGUCUGCAUCAGCCCAAGAUGGCAAUUACCAAGUUUUUCCUAUCGCAGUAGGAAUAGUGGAUGGUGAAAAUGACAAAGCGUGGGAAUGGUUUUUUAAAAUGCUUCUGAAGUUCAUCCCUAACGACAAUGAUAUUGUUUUUGUUUCAGACAGACACUCUUCCAUCUACAAUGGGUUAUCAAAGAUUUAUCCGGCAGCAAAACAUUGUGCAUGUGUUAUGCACCUGAAACGGAACAUCCGGACAUAUUUCAAAAACAAGAACCUUGGUUACUUGGUGGGGAAGGCAGCUCGAGCAUUUCAACUUAGUGAAUUUAACACCAUAUUCAAUGAAAUCAAGAACAUUAACGGUUUGUGUGCGGAAUAUUUAAUUGGUAUUGGUUUCCAACAUUGGGCACGUGCGCAUUUCGAUGGAAAUCGGUACAACAUUAUGACAAGCAAUGUUGCGGAGACAUGGAACUCCGUUCUCCGGGAAGCACGAGAGUAUCCAAUUGUGGCUUUGGUAGAGUAUAUCAGAUCCAAACUUAUGAACUGGUUUGCGGAAAGACGUAAUGUCACAGCGGUUGGUAAUGGAAGGUUGACGGCACGGGUUAACGAGAUUUUAGAAGGAAAUUUUGAAAACAGCGGAGGGAUGCUUGUCAGACGGAUUAACAAUGUUGAGUUCGAAGUGAAAGACAAAGUUGGCUCCUCAUAUCACGUCAACCUUCUUGAAAAAACUUGCAGUUGUUUUUCAUUCCAGAAGCUCCUCAUACCUUGCUCCCAUGCUAUUGCUUCAGCAAUCAAUGAAAAAGUUCGUAUAGAGUCCCUAGUAUCUGACUUUUACAGUCUUGAAACUUUGACCUCCGCAUAUGCCGAAGAUAUUGUGCCGAUAACCACCGAAACAGAAAUAAGAGAAGGCAUAUUCGGAAAGGAAGGAGAGUCGGUCAUAAUAUUUCCUCCAUCAAGCAGGCGACCUCCAGGUAGACCUCGGAAGAGCAGAAUAUUGUCAACGGGUGAAAUACGGAUGAAAACUCCAAGAAGAAGACAUAUAUGUAGCCGUUGCAAGGGGAGCGGUCACAAUAAAGCAACUUGUAAAGUUGCAAUAUAA
Brassica napus (rape) is the source of this 1563-nucleotide messenger RNA. RefSeq lists its product as uncharacterized. Gene Ontology annotation, molecular function: zinc ion binding. Bases 1 to 1563 code for a protein of 520 amino acids. The record is from RefSeq and is a predicted model, not a curated record. The transcript has 4 exons. NCBI's taxonomy places the organism in Eukaryota, Viridiplantae, Streptophyta, Magnoliopsida, Brassicales, Brassicaceae.